Molecule: messenger RNA, 1627 nt
Organism: Meriones unguiculatus (Mongolian gerbil)
Lineage: Eukaryota; Metazoa; Chordata; Mammalia; Rodentia; Muridae
Gene: Stard3nl
Product: STARD3 N-terminal like
Exons: 10
Coding region: 434-1141 (235 amino acids)
Source: RefSeq, a predicted model, not a curated record
UAACCAGCGUGUUGACGUCACUGGCGGUCCCGCCCUGCAUCCCCGCCCCAGCCCAGCCGGCGGGGACCGCGGAGCCGGGUCUGCAGGCCAGCGGGCGGCCCGCGCCGCGGAGGAGCACACUGAAGUUGAUUCCUACAGAAUGUCCUGCUGGUUUGCUGACUCUGAGGAGACGAAUAACCCAAGCACUGUAAGCUAGUGUCACCCAGUUUGGAGGAAAAUAAAAGAGAGCUGUGUAGAUUCUUGGACAGUUCUGUACAGGGUACUAACAGCAUGACAUAUGGACUCAGUCCCUCCUGUUUUAAACAUACCAUGUACAAAGAACACAUGACAACUGAAGAAAAAGUAAAAGGAGAAAAAAACUGCCAUCCCUCAUAGGCUGCUUCUCCCCAGGGAUGGUGGAGUUGGAUGGAGACUCCGUCCGUCCUCCUCCAGGAUGAACCCCCUGCCAGAAGCCAUGGAGAACACUCUGACCGGGAGCCAGAGUUCACAUGCAUCACUGCGAGACAUCCAUUCCAUCAACCCUGCGCAGCUCAUGGCCAGGAUUGAGUCCUAUGAAGGAAGGGAAAAGAAGGGCAUUUCUGAUGUCAGGAGGACUUUCUGUCUCUUUGUCACCUUUGACCUCUUAUUUGUAACAUUGCUGUGGAUAAUAGAGUUAAAUGUGAAUGGGGGCAUCGAGAACACCCUGAAGAAGGAAGUGAUUCAUUAUGACUACUACUCCUCUUACUUUGACAUAUUUCUUUUGGCAGUCUUUCGAUUCAAAGUGCUGAUACUUGGAUAUGCUGUGUGCAGAUUGCGUCAUUGGUGGGCAAUAGCGUUGACGACAGCAGUGACCAGUGCCUUUUUAUUAGCAAAAGUGAUCCUCUCAAAGCUCUUCUCUCAAGGGGCAUUUGGCUAUGUGUUGCCCAUCAUUUCAUUCAUCCUUGCCUGGAUUGAGACGUGGUUCCUGGAUUUCAAAGUGUUACCUCAAGAGGCAGAAGAAGAAAACAGACUCCUGCUAGUUCAGGAUGCAUCAGAGAGGGCUGCUCUCAUCCCUGCAGGACUUUCUGAUGGUCAGUUUUACUCCCCUCCUGAGUCUGAAGCAGGAUCUGAAGAAGAAGCUGAGGAAAAACAGGACAGUGAGAAACCACUUUUAGAACUAUGAGUUCUGCUCUAUGAAUGUGAAGAACCCUCAUUGCAAGUCAUCUAAGGACGACAGGUGGAGAUGGGCUUCUCCUGGAGCUUAAUGGUGGAUCUGCUCACUGCUGGCUGUUGAUGAGCUAAGGAAUUUAUUUAUGGUGAUACCUCAUGGACAUUGCUCCGCCUCCACUCCCAUCAUCCCUGCCUGUGGCAGUUGCAUCAUGCUCUGGUCCUUCCUCUAUUCUGUGAGUCUCCAUCUGACCUGAUAAUGAAUAACUCGGUCUCGUGCUGCAUCCGAAUCAAAAGACUGCUUAAUAUAUUGAAAUAACAGUUUCGUAGUAAGUGAGACUCCUUUUUAUUUCAAUUCACAGAAUGUUAUUUUUUUUGUUUCAUGUCUCAGAUUUCUUUUGUAUUUCUUUUUUAACUCCUUACAUUUCACUUGUGUUUUUAAACUCAUGCACAUGUGCUCUUUAUACAAUUUUAAAAUAAUAAAUCCAACAUAUCAAAAGGA